GGAGCGGCGCCGCCUUUGGGUUCCCGCCGGCGCAUCCUGAAAGGAGGGGGCGGUGGCGGCGGCAUGGCCGGGGCGGUGAAAGUUCUGACCACCCUGAGGAACCACUGGAAGAAAACCACGUUCGGGGUCUGCCUGCUGAGCUGGGGCGGGCACUGGCUGUACGGGAGGCACUGCGAUAACCUGCUACGAAGAGCUGCAUGCCAAGAAGCCCAGGCUUUUGGCAACGAGCUGAUCCCUUCGAGUAUGCCGUUGAAGAAGGCAACAGUGUUCCUUAAUCCAGCAGCUUGCAAAGGCAAAGCCAGGAACCUUUUUGAAAAGAAUGCUGCUCCAAUUUUGCACUUAUCUGGCUUGGAUGUAACUGUGGUUAAGACUGAUUAUGAGGGACAAGCAAAAAAGCUGCUGGAACUGAUGGAAAACACAGAUCUGAUCAUUAUUGCAGGAGGAGAUGGCACAGUACAAGAGGUCAUAACCGGGCUCCUCCGCAGAGCAGAUGAGGCUGUCUUCAGUAAGAUUCCUAUAGGAUUCAUACCUCUUGGGAAGACCUGCACUCUGAGCAACACGCUCUACCCUGAGAGCACAAACCAAGUGCAACAUAUCACCAAUGCUACAUUGGCCAUUUUGAAGGGAGAGACAGUUCCGCUUGAUGUCUUGCAGAUCAAGGGAGAAAAGGAACAGCCUGUGUUUGCAGUGACUGGUUUAAGAUGGGGAUCUUACAGAGACGCAGGAGUUAAAGCUAGCAAGUACUGGUACCUCGGGCCUCUGAAAACCAAAGCAGCUCACUUUUUCAGUACGUUUAAGGAAUGGCCUCAGAAACGUCAAGGUGCUCUCAUGUAUCUGGGUCCAACCGAGCGGCCUCCAGAAGAGCCAGAGGAGAAACCUUCCAGACCUCCUUUGUAUGUGAGGCUUUACAGACGGCUUCGGUUGUACUGGGCGUCUCGUCCAAAAGAAAUCCCCCAGGAGGUGGCCCCGGAGGACUGGGAGGAACUGAAGCUAUCCACCAUUGAACUUUCCAUUGCAACGCGGAACAGGCAGCUUGAUCUGAUGCGCACUGAAGACUUCAUGGAUAUUUGCGUUGAAGCAGACACUGUCAGCAAAGGAGAGUUUGUAAACAGAGGAAGUCAAAAGAUGCGUGAUCCACAUACGUGCCCUGAAGGGAGUCAGUGCCUCCAAGCCAGCAGAUGCAUCUUGCAACUUCCAGAGGGCACCGAGGGAUCCUUUGGCAUUGAUAAUGAGGAGUAUGAAGCUGUGCCCGUGGAGGUGAAGCUGCUGCCCCGCAAACUCCGCUUCUUCUGUGAUCCCAGAGUGAGAGAGCAGAUGCUCCGUGCAGCAGUACAAUGAGAACUCAUGGCAAAGGGGCCAACGUUCACCAGUCUUACUGGUGUCUCUUCAAGGCAUGAGAGACUUUUCACUGACUUGAUUAGCCCCACCAGACUAAUAAGCCAUUUGGCUGUUUUUAUGCACAAGGUAUUUCCAGUGGAAGUAGCUAAUCUGGCUCAUCUCAAAGGGGUUAACAAUGCAAAUGCAUGUUAACUUUAUGGCAUCCUUUUUUUUUCCCCCAAAGAAGUCAUCAGUGUUCCGUUUACAGCACUGCAGGCUGAGUGCUGUGUGCCAGAUGCUACUGCUUUAAUGUAAUUGUAUAUUAAAGUAAAAUGAAAGCAUA
This is a messenger RNA of Calidris pugnax (ruff), 1660 nucleotides long. It is a transcript of the gene AGK, whose product is annotated as acylglycerol kinase. Bases 64 to 1338 code for a protein of 424 amino acids. The transcript is spliced from 15 exons. Lineage: Eukaryota; Metazoa; Chordata; Aves; Charadriiformes; Scolopacidae. Gene Ontology annotation, biological process: protein insertion into mitochondrial inner membrane; ceramide biosynthetic process. The record is from RefSeq and is a predicted model, not a curated record. Gene Ontology annotation, molecular function: ceramide kinase activity; ATP-dependent diacylglycerol kinase activity; acylglycerol kinase activity. Gene Ontology annotation, cellular component: mitochondrion; TIM22 mitochondrial import inner membrane insertion complex.